Dunckerocampus dactyliophorus (ringed pipefish) is the source of this 751-nucleotide messenger RNA. RefSeq names its product protein-lysine methyltransferase METTL21C-like. NCBI's taxonomy places the organism in Eukaryota, Metazoa, Chordata, Actinopteri, Syngnathiformes, Syngnathidae. Gene Ontology annotation, molecular function: protein-lysine N-methyltransferase activity. The transcript is spliced from 4 exons. Gene Ontology annotation, biological process: peptidyl-lysine methylation. Bases 31 to 747 code for a protein of 238 amino acids. Gene Ontology annotation, cellular component: cytosol; cytoplasm. The record is from RefSeq and is a predicted model, not a curated record.
UUUGUGGGAAGAAGCCGAGAAGAACAUGAGAUGAAUUGGGCUGAGAACAUCUCAGUUGCACGUGAAGAUUUUUCAGGAGACGUUCAUGAGGCCAAACACAGCCAGCCUGACAGGACACCAGCCUGGGUCCCCAGCAUCAACAGCAGCUUUGGUAAAGAUGUGUAUCAUUACACAGGACAGGAUAUUGUCAUUCACGAGUCCAUAGAUUCCUUUGGAGCUGUAAUGUGGCCGGCGGCACUGGCUCUGUGCUCCUUUCUCGACAACAACAGGCACAGAGUGGACCUACAGGGGAAGAAGGUGCUAGAACUGGGAGCCGGAACUGGACUGGUCUCCAUUGUGGCCAGUUUGUUGGGAGCUGCAGUUACAGCGACAGACUUACCUGAGGUGCUGAGUAACCUCAGGUCAAAUGUGAUGAGGAACACUACGGGGCGUUGCAGGUUCACACCCACUGUGGUGGCGCUGCCCUGGGGGGGUGACAUGGAGCACACCUUCCCCACAUCGACGCAUCGGUUCGACUAUGUUCUUGCAGCAGAUGUGGUUUACCAUCAUGACUUCCUGUUUGAGCUUCUGGCCACCAUGAAGCACUUCUGUCAGCCAGGGACCACCUUGAUCUGGGCCAACAAGGUCAGGCUGGAGUCUGACCUCACAUUCACAGAGAAAUUUAAGGAGGCCUUUAAGACAAGUUUGCUGGAUGAAGAUGAAGAGAUGAAGAUCUACAUGGGAAGAUGCAGAGACAUGGACAACUGACUGA